AUGUUCUCACGAUCUGAGGUUAUGCAGCCAUUUCUUGGGCAUUCGACGGUGUCCGGCAACGUUAUGGAAGAUCUUGGAGUUACAAUAGGAAAAGUCCACGCCCUAACCCUCCUACGAAGUCACGCCCAAAAGUGCGAGUCACUUAUGGGAUUCGCACACGAUGACACAAGUCUCAGGUCUUUGGCUACGGACAAUGUCGAUCGUUCCGCAACAGACCCCCGAGACACGAUAUUUGCGCUUCUUGGACUUUCAUCUUACCCAGAAAGCGUCACAGUAGACUAUUCCAAGUCAGUUCGUGAUAUCUACGUGAAAGCGACCAGGGAAAUGAUUAUCGACACUACUGGACCGAGUCUAAACAUUAUUUGCACCACCUAUCGUUCCGACCGACCUUCUGAUCAUGACCUACCUUCUUGGAUUCCAGACUUCUAA
Messenger RNA from Glarea lozoyensis ATCC 20868, 429 nucleotides. RefSeq lists its product as uncharacterized. The coding region runs from base 1 to 429 and encodes 142 amino acids. The record is from RefSeq and is a predicted model, not a curated record. Lineage: Eukaryota; Fungi; Ascomycota; Leotiomycetes; Helotiales; Helotiaceae. The transcript has a single exon.